AUGGAAAAAAUAUGGAUGGGGAAAAAAGAUGAAGGGGAAAAAGAAGUAGAAAGAAACGAAUUCGGACUUCGUUAUUACCUUCCGACCGAUGUCAUCCUUCACAACAAACCCGAAGAUUGUUGGGUGAGUUUUUUGGGUAAAGUCUGUGACGUCACUCCGAUAGUAAAAGAAUACGAAAACGAAAAAGAAGUCAAACCUCUUUUGGCUCAUGCCGGGAAAGAUAUAUCCCAUUGGUUCGAUGAAAGGACUCAAGACAUAAAAUAUAUGAUUCAUCCAGUGACGGGUGUCAAAGUGCCUUACUGCCCUCACGGUCCCAUUCCUCACGUUCAUCCACAAGUACCAUCGACGAAAUGGCAACCUUUGCCGGGUGUGAAAAGGCCCUACGAUGGUUUGCCCUGGUGGCGGAAUAAAAAAUACGUCGUGGGAUUACUAUCGAAAAAUCCUAGGCCAUUGAAAAUCGUAAACACGGCUGUUCCAGAAUCCCACAGGAACAGUUUGGCGUGGGUAAGUAAAUUAAUUACAUACAAUAAAAAAGAAAAUUGA
Molecule: messenger RNA, 543 nt
Organism: Pediculus humanus corporis (human body louse)
Lineage: Eukaryota; Metazoa; Arthropoda; Insecta; Psocodea; Pediculidae
Product: Cytochrome b5 isoform, putative
Exons: 2
Coding region: 1-543 (180 amino acids)
Source: RefSeq, a predicted model, not a curated record